AAAAACAACAUGGCGGCAGCUGUUGAGGGAACUCCUCGAAGAGUUCGCGCCUUGUUGUCGAGCUUUCUUCACUCAUCGGACGAAGAGGAAAAAACGAGAACUCUUGAACAAGACAAUUCCUCUUUGGACUCAGUUUGUAGAAGUCAACCAAGAAGUAAAGAAGCAUUUUGGAAUCGCGUGGAAACCUUCUCUCCAUUUACGUGGUUUGCCAAACCACUUGCACUUUCACCUCUCCACUGCGCACAAUAUGGCUGGGAGAACAGUGAAGUCGAUAUCCUACAGUGUGCCAGCUGCAGGGCAUGUCUUGAUGCUACUAUAUCCACCACAUGGGAUUCUGAAAUAUAUGCCAAGACCUGUGAGCAGCUACGAGAAGCACUCGUCAGUGGUCAUUCUAAACUGUGCCCCUGGCCGGAUAAUCCAUGUCCUGAGUCAUUUGUAAAGUUGCCAUUAUACAGCUAUUCACAAUGGCUUGAAGACUACAGAGCAAGAUGGAAAUCCAUUAUCACCCUCACUGACGAGAUCCCUCUUGUAGACGAGCAGGCUGUUAAGGACAUGGAUUGUCUAACGCCGGGUCACAUCGAAGGACUUCAGAAUUUAGUCGACCCUGGAUGCAUCAGCUGGACAAGGAAUGAACUGGAUUUAGAACAAGCCUCUAAAGCGUCGUGUAUUAUAGCACUCUGUGGUUGGAGGGGCAGCAUCACAAGUGAUCCAGAUGUGAAUACCAUCUCGUGUUCUCUGUGUCGUCGAGAGCUAGGUGUGUGGAAUUUCUUUCCAUUGACGCACGUCGCGACAGAACAAGAUGAUGCUCCGUCAUAUCUUGACACCGGGCAACUGUUUGAAGAGGAAAGGAGUUUCAGAAACAUCACAGACCAGGAAGAGUCAGGCAGCAGAGAGAUUAGUGGAGAAGGCGACGAUCAGCGGACACGGUUGGCGGGUGGUGAAGGGUGUGGCACGGAGGGGGACAAAGGCGACCCCCCAGAACCCAUGGAAGAGGGUGGUAGUUUCGAAAAAGGUGGCAAAUCCUCAACAGAAGAUUCCACAAUAGAGAGACUUUGUGAAUCAACAGAGACUUCAAAUACAUUGACUGUUAAAUCGAUAUCGGAGCCAAUGGGGCUCAAGUCUCCACUGCAUCGAUCGUUGUCUAACUUGCCUGGUGAAGAAGCAACUGAAUCCCUCUGUGUGGAGGUGGAAAAUGAAAGUCUCACAGAGAGACUCCAGGAUGUGGAAUCUGAGCUGGAGUUUCUGGGGUACGGCCGGCAGGGUGUUACUGUUGGCAACGACGGCCGGCCUAGAGCGAAAAAGAGGAGACUGCAGGAGAUCGAAAGGAACACUUUUCACGUGUUAUCAGAGCACCGCACGUGGUGUCCGUGGGUAGUGACUAUGCGGGGUAGUGACGGUAAUACUACGCCACCGGGGUGGAAGGUUCUUUUGGGAACACUUCUUCCUUCAUUGAGUCCAUCGGCAACACACUUCAUUCAUGAGACUCCUCCGCAAGACGCGUGGAAAACAGUCAGAAAGUUACUCGGCGAGUGCUACUCCCCUGCAAAACAAACUUGAGGUCAAGAAGGACAGCCCGUGAAAGAAAGAGAAUAUUAAUUAUGGGGAGAAGAAGAAACAAUAGUUCAUGGUUCAGAGAUUCCCGGAUGUCACGUUGUUCGUGAUUUAGCUUCAACUCAUGUUGUAUAAAAACCAUGUUCGAGUAGCUACUUCUGCUCUUUUAACAAUACUGCACAGUCAAUGGAAAAUAUUGACAUUCAGUCCUUUGCGUUACAGCAUAUUUAAAGGAUUACUGUUUAGAUUGAAAGGCUGUUAUUUAAAGGCCCAACGAAACGCACGCAAAAUUUCAAAGCAACAUGUUGCAACUUUGUUGGAACGUGUUGCAAGAUGUUUUUAAAAAGCUGGCCAAACGUGCGCAACAUCUUUCAACAUCCAAAAAUGUUGCAAGAAAAAUUUUAAUACUUUCAAACUUGAUCCAACAUGGCCAAACGUGUGCAACACGUUGCGCGUAACAAUGUUGCCAGAUGUUGCGUUGAAUUGUUGCCUGCGUUUUUUCCGGGCCUUUCAGAUAUCUUAAAAUGAAUGUUAACACUAUUGUGUAACAUGGAUGGCGUGAUCAAUUGAUAGCGAAAGUCGUCACGCAAUUGUGAGGAGGAAAGUAUCAUCGAGAAAUUUUUCAACGUAAUCAGUGUGACAGACCCUAAGGAUGAAGCCACUGUGUGCGUUACAGGCUGAUUUGGAUUAUAGAGGACCAAAUGAUGUGGCAAUGAACAUAAUUUGAGUGUCAGUUUUAUUGUUUUAGUGUAGAACAUUGUAAGAACAGACCAUGCUGUUGGGAUCUCAUGAUCAUUUGUAAACAUCUCCUGUAAGUUAUUUUACAAAUGCUGAAAAGUUAGAGGUUAUUGAUGUCUUUUUCUGUGCUUAUAGAGCGCUUUCCGAGUGAGUGUCGUUAAACCAAAACCAAAGUAAUUAGCGCGGCCAAUCAGACGAAAGGAAAAUAUUCCGAAGAGCCAAUGAGAACUCAAAGUAAAAACAAGCAAACUGCUAAAGGGCGGGAAAACGCGGCCGACCAACUCGUGAUUGGUGAUAGUCUUGCUUUUGAUUGGUUGACAGAGUGGUGCGAGUUUUCUGAACAAUCACGGAUCGAACUAAGAAGAAAAACUAAUGAAAUCGCAAAUUACUUCAGACACUAUUGAAAAUACCUGUAAUUUCGGUCAGCUUUAGGUACCCGAUUACAAGUAAGUUUAUGAUAACUCUCUUCCCUGGCCGAAGGAAAGACAGAUAGAUAAAUGAUCGGACGGCGCAUGGGCGGAAGGAAGGACUUGCGCGCGUAUAGUUGUACAGACGGAGAGACAGACGGACGAAAGAAAAGUGAUUUUUCCUUUUGACAGCGUUAUCCGUCCUUUGAACAACUGGGCCCAGCACUGCAUUGCUUUCUUAACAGUGGUCAUGACAGAUAAUGGUUUGAGACCAGAAUUUUACCUCGGGACUGAGAUUUGGUGCCCUACGCUUAUGCAGCAUUUUCGUUUCAUUAUUCUUGACGUACGGACAAUGAGGGUUUUAAAAAAGGAAACGAAACUUAGCAAAAUUUAAA
Stylophora pistillata is the source of this 3091-nucleotide messenger RNA. Its product is annotated as zinc finger C3HC-type protein 1. Lineage: Eukaryota; Metazoa; Cnidaria; Anthozoa; Scleractinia; Pocilloporidae. Gene Ontology annotation, cellular component: nucleus. Gene Ontology annotation, molecular function: zinc ion binding. The record is from RefSeq and is a predicted model, not a curated record.